Messenger RNA from Nerophis ophidion (straightnose pipefish), 5095 nucleotides. RefSeq names its product trifunctional purine biosynthetic protein adenosine-3-like. The coding region runs from base 52 to 3204 and encodes 1050 amino acids. Gene Ontology annotation, molecular function: phosphoribosylamine-glycine ligase activity; metal ion binding; phosphoribosylformylglycinamidine cyclo-ligase activity. Gene Ontology annotation, cellular component: cytosol. The record is from RefSeq and is a predicted model, not a curated record. NCBI's taxonomy places the organism in Eukaryota, Metazoa, Chordata, Actinopteri, Syngnathiformes, Syngnathidae. Gene Ontology annotation, biological process: adenine biosynthetic process; 'de novo' IMP biosynthetic process. The transcript is spliced from 21 exons.
GAGUGAGUGUGUGUGUGUGUGUGGUUCGCGUAAACGUGUAUGUGCGUGUAAAUGUGUGUGUGUGUGUGUGUGCAGGCUGUGUCCACUGUCAGUCUGCUGGCUGCAAGCAGGGAAGACAUUUCUUCCUCCCGACUCGGACUCCAACUCCUUCCCGCCACUCUCAAACUAACAGGUGCCAUGGCUGAAAGGGUGCUGGUGGUUGGCGGUGGAGGGCGGGAGCACGCUCUGGCCUGGAAGUUGGCACAGUCGCCACACAUUCAGCAAGUCCUUGUGGCUCCCGGGAACGCAGGGACAGCAAACUGCGGGAAGAUCAGCAACUCUGAGGUAUCUGUGAGUAACCACGCCAUUUUGGCUCAGUUCUGUAAGGACCAUCAUGUGGGGCUCGUGGUGGUCGGCCCAGAGGUUCCGCUCGCUGCGGGUAUGGUGGAUGACCUGACGGCAGCAGGUGUACCAUGUUUUGGCCCGUCUGCCAGAGCCGCCGAGUUGGAGGCCAGCAAGAGCUUCUCCAAGGCCUUCAUGGAGCGCCACGGCAUUCCCACGGCCCGCUACGGCUCCUUCACCAACGCAAAGGAGGCUUGCAACUACAUUCGCACGGCUGACUUCCCAGCGCUGGUUGUGAAGGCCAGUGGCUUGGCAGCGGGUAAAGGAGUUAUUGUGGCACAAGACCAGGAAGAGGCCUGUCGGGCAGUGAUGGACAUCAUGAAGGACCGAGCGUUUGGUUCUGCUGGCGACACAGUGGUGGUGGAGGAGCUUCUCGAAGGCGAGGAAGUAUCUUGUCUGUGCUUCAGCGAUGGCUCCACAGUGUCGUCAAUGCCUCCAGCGCAGGAUCACAAACGGCUGCAAGAUGGCGAUCAAGGUCCGAAUACAGGUGGCAUGGGAGCCUACUGCCCCACCCCUCAGGUGAGCCAUGAGCUACUGGUGCAGAUCCGAGAGUCUGUGCUUCAAAAGACCGUGGAUGCGAUGAAGCAAGAGGGAGCUCCUUAUGUUGGUGUGCUGUAUGCCGGCCUCAUGUUAACCCAGAAGGGACCCAAAGUUCUGGAGUUCAAUUGUCGCUUUGGAGACCCCGAGUGCCAGGUCUUGCUGCCCUUGCUGAAAAGUGACUUGUAUGAGGUCAUUUUGAACACGAUUAAUGGCAAGCUGGCCUCUAGCGCCCCUGAGUGGCACAAGGAAAAAGCCGCAGUGACCGUGGUGAUGGCGAGUGCCGGCUACCCAGGUGCCUACAACAAAGGAAUGGCCAUCACAGGUCUGUCCCAGGUGGAAGACAUGGGCAUCCAGGUGUUCCACGCAGGUACAGGGCUGAAGGACGGACAGGUGGUGUCCAGCGGUGGGCGCGUCCUGACGGUCACCGCGGUCAGACCUUCGCUAGAGUCGGCACUGCAGGCAGCCAAUGAGGGAGUGGCUGCGGUCGGUUUCCCGGGUGCUGUGUACCGCCGUGACAUUGGUCACCGGGCCAUUUCCCACCUGAAGCAACGCAGAGGCCUGACUUAUAAGGACAGCGGCGUGGACAUUGCUGCGGGCAACAAGCUGGUGGACAUAAUCAAGCCUCUGGCCAGGGCAACUUCCCGCCCAGGAUGUAAUGCAGAGCUGGGAGGCUUCGCUGGACUUUUUGACCUUAAAGCUGCAGGAUUCCUCGACCCGGUUUUGGUAUCUGGAACUGACGGUGUUGGGACCAAACUGAAGAUUGCCCAGGCGUGCGGUCAGCAUGGCAGCUUGGGUCAGGAUCUAGUCGCCAUGUGCGUGAACGACGUCCUGGCUCAGGGAGCAGAGCCGCUUUUCUUCCUCGAUUACUUCUCCUGCGGAAGCCUGGAUGUGAACGUGGCCGCCGCAGUGGUCGCUGGCAUCGCCAAAGCCUGUGAGAUUGCUGGCUGUGCUCUGCUGGGUGGAGAGACCGCAGAAAUGCCUGGCGUCUACGGCCCUGGGGAGUAUGAUCUAGCCGGGUUCUGCGUGGGAGCAGUAGAGCGUAGCGCCCUGCUGCCGAGACUGGCAGACAUCACGGAGGGAGACCUGUUGAUUGGAGUGGCAUCCUCUGGUAUCCACAGCAACGGCUUUAGCCUGGUCCGCAAGGUCCUGGAACGUGCAAAUCUAAGCUACAGCUCCCCGGCACCCUUUGGCCACCCGGGACAGACUGUUGGAGAGGUUUUGCUGACGCCAACAAAGAUCUACAGUCGUCUGCUGCUCCCAAUCCUGCGCAGCGGUGCGGUGAAAGCCUACGCUCACAUCACCGGUGGAGGACUUCUGGAAAACAUUCCUCGGGUUUUGCCCCAGGAGCUAGCAGUCGAUAUAGAUGCGUCUCGUUGGAGCAUCCCACCAGUGUUUUCCUGGCUCCAGAAAGAGGGCGGACUGAGCGAGGAUGAAAUGACCCGCACUUUCAACUGCGGCCUGGGAGCAGUGCUAGUGGUGGCCCCGAUGGAGGCUCAGAGGGUCUUGCGGCAGCUGCAGGCCCACGAGGAGGCCUGGAUUGUGGGCGCACUCGCUCACAAGCAGCCUGGUACUGAGUCCGUGGCGGUCCGCAACCUGAAGCACAGCCUGCUGAGCGGCGGUCCAGCUUCCAAGAAUGGCAAUUGCCUCGGUGACAUCAGCACGCCACACAGGAGGACCAAAGUCGGCGUUCUCAUUUCAGGGACAGGUACCAACCUGCAGGCGCUGAUCGAGCAGGCCAGGCGUCCAUCGAGCUGUGCAGAGAUCGUGGUGGUCAUCUCUAACAAGCCUGGAGUUCAGGGCCUCAAAAGAGCAGCACUGGCUGGGAUCCAGACACGGGUGGUGGACCACAAACUCUACGGGAGCCGAGCGGAGUUUGAUGGCACCAUUGACCGCGUCCUUGAAGAAUUUGGAGUGGAGCUUGUGUGUCUGGCUGGUUUCAUGCGGAUCCUCACGGGGGGUUUUGUUAAGAAAUGGAACAGUAAGAUCUUGAACAUCCAUCCAUCCUUGCUGCCGUCCUUCAAGGGUGUGAACGCCCAAAAGCAGGCUCUCCAGGCCGGGGUGCGGGUCAGCGGCUGCACGGUCCACUUUGUUGCAGAGGAGGUGGACGCAGGGGCCAUCAUCGUGCAGGAGGCGGUGCCAGUGAUGAGCGGCGAUACUGAAGAAAGUCUGUCAGCCCGAAUCAAAGAGGCUGAGCAUAAGGCCUUUCCUGUGGCGAUGGAGCUGGUCUCCAGCGGAGCUGUCCAUCUUAGUGAGGAUGGACGUGUCAUCUGGAGGUCACAUUAGUCUUUGCAUGACUACAGCUGAGUAAAUGUGUAGUGUGACACUGUUACAAACAUUCCUAAUGUGCAUGCAUUUCUCUAUCUACUCCAAUUGUUUGUGUUUGAAUGUACUUGUGUGAAUGAAUUAGAGCUGCACAGAACAAAAAAUGGUUAAUCUAUCCAUCCAUCUUCUUCCGCUUAUCCGGUCAGGUUGCGGGGGCAGCAGCCUAAGCAGGGAAGCCCAGACUUUCCUCUUCCCGGGGGAUCCCGAGGCAUUCCCAAGCCAGCCGGGAGACAUAGUCUUCCCAACGUGUCCUGGGUCUUCCCCCAUGGCCUCCUACUGGUCGGACGUGCCCUAAACACCUCCCUAGGGAGGCGUUCGGGUGGCAUCCUGACCAGAUGCCCAAACCACCUUAUCUGGCUCCUCUCGAUGUGAAGGAGCAGCGGCUUUACUUUGAGCUCCUCCAGGAUGGCAGAUUCUCACCCUAUCUCUAAGGGAGAGCCCCGCCACCUGGCAGAGGAAACUCAUUUCGGCCGCUUGUACCCGUGAUCUUAUCCUUUCGGUCAUGACCCAAAGCUCAUGACCAUAGGUGAGGAUGGGAACGUAGAUCGACCGGUAAAUUGAGAGCUUUGCCUUCCGGCUCAGCUCCUUCUUCACCACGACGGGUCGAUACAACGUCCGCAUUACUGAAGACGUCACAUCGAUCCGCCUGUCGAACCCACGAUCCACUCUUCUCUCACUCGUGAACAAGACUCCUAGGUAUAUUUGAGGCAAGCUCUCCUCCCCAACCCGGAGAUGGCACUCCACCCUUUUUCGGGCGAGAACCAUGGACUCUAACUUGGAAGUGCUGAUUCUCAUUCUGGUUGCUUCACACUCGGCUGUGAACCAAUCCAGUGAAAACUGAAGAUCCCGGCCAGAUAAAGCCAUCAGGACUACAUCAUCUGCAAAACACACAGAUGUAAUCCCGCAGCCACCAAACCAGAAUCCCUAAACGCCUUAACUGCGUCUAGAAAAAAUGGUAUUCUUUGUAAAUGGUUUACCUUGAGGCGGCAUUGCUCGGUUGGUAGAGUGGCCGUCCCAGCAACUGGAGGGUUGCAGGUUCGAUUCCCGCUUCCACCAUCCUGGUCACUGCCGUUGUGUCCUCGGGCAAGACGCUUUACCCACCUGCUCCCAGUGUCACCCACACUGGUUUAAAUUUAACUUAGAUAUUGGGUUUCACUAUGUAAAGCGCUUAGAGUCACUAGAGAAAAAGCGCUAUGUAUAAAUAUAAUUCAAUUCAAUUCAAUACCUUUACUUGUAGUGUAUGCACAUAUACUGUAUACCGUAUUUGCUUGAAUUGCCGCAGGACAUAUAGUAUGCACUUGCCUUGAAUUACUGCCGGGUCAAACUCGCUUCACAAAAUAAUUAGCGCCUCGUCAAACUCGUGACAUCACGAGUGACACUUCCCAUGUCAUCAUUUUCAAAAUGGCAGAGGCCGAUUUCAAUACAGGUAAUUUGAAAUCGCAUAAAGGGAAGAAGAUUAAGAGCUAUUCAGUAAGAUUUAAGGUCCAAGCUUACAUCACACUCAAAUUUUUACUGCAUACCUUUAGUAAGUGCCGAAGCGAGAAGAAGUUUUAAAAUAAUUAGCACAUGCUUACUUUUACCACAUGCCUUUGGUAAGUGCAGGAGUGAGAAGAGGUUUUAAAUGAAUUAGCGCCCCGGCGGCAAUUCAAGGAAAUACAGUACACAUUAUGUACACAGUACAUGUGUGACUCCUCAGCAGUAAAAUAGUUACUAUAUUUUGUUCUGUACAGCAACUUCUUGUCUACAGUCAAUGACUUGUCAACAUAAUUAUCAAAACUUGUCCAUGCAGAUGUAAAGCAUGAUCAUUUUUGCAGCCUCCCUUAAAUCCAGAUUAAACUGAACCUUUUUGUUA